GUUUUCCAUUAUGGGGAUGGGGUAAGGUUGGAGAUGGCGUUAUAGCGAACUCCUCAAGUUCCCUCUCGGACAGAAUCAAAAUCGAUUCCUCUAUUGAUUCCCAAGAAUGAUGGAAUCAAAAAUCACAGAAGUGUCACGCCGAAAAUCUUCUGAUAUAAUUAGCAACCUUCCAGGCGAUGUGAUUAAUGCCAUUUUAAUGUGUUUGCCCCUGCGAGAUGCUGUUAGGACUAGUAUCUUGUCGAGGAAAUGGCGGUAUAACUGGGUCAAACUUCCAAAACUAACACUUGAUCACACACUGUGGAAAGAAACCAAGCAAAACAUAUCAACUACUAGAGUUAAAUUUGCAGUGAUUCUCUAUCAGCUCUUGUCACUUCAUCAAGGACCAAUUACUAAGUGUAUACUCUCCAUUCCUGAUCUGAAAGAUUGCCCUGAGAUUGACAACUUUAUGUUUUUCCUGUAAAAGAAUGGGGUCGAGUCUCUCGUUCUUGAACUUCCGGAGGUGAAAAAUACAAAUUGCCCCCUGCAAUUUUCACGUGUUCAAAGGUGAGGUAUUUGGUUCUGCACCAUUGUCAAAUCAAUCCACCACCUUCCUUUGAAGAAUUUAGUAGGCUACUUUGUCUGAAAUUGUUUAACGUCGCUAUUUCUGCCAAAUCGCUUGAGAAUUUAAUCUCUUGUUGCCCACUUCUCGAGUGUCUGGAGCUGGAAAUCUUAGACCCCUUGAACUUUAUCGAAGUCAAUGCUCCUCAAUUAAGAUACUUUUACUUUGGAAGCAAAAUAAAUUCUUUAUGUUUCAAGAAUACCACUCUUCUUGCUGAUGUUGCAAUAGCAAUGGGACAUCCUUUAGAUCAUGGAUCUUCUGUGGAGAGAGGAAAAUGUGAUUUUGCCGAGUUUUUUGGUUCCUUGCCUGCUGUUAAGGAUCUCCGCUUGGAUAUAUGUAUUAUCAAGGCCAUGAUAGCAGGACUAGAUGAAAUCCCAGUAAGGCUUCCCAUGCCUCUUCUCUCUCUUCGACAGUUUUACCUGUUCGAUAUUUGUCUAAGUGGAUUUGAUGAAGUUUGCUGUCUUCUUUGCUUGAUUAGAAGUUCCCCAUAUUUAGAAGAAAUUGAAAUUGAGACAUUUAAUGACAAAGGAGAUGAACUUCCUGCUCAGGAAUUUUUGGAAGCUGAAUACUAUUCUGACAUAAAGCUGAAUCAGCUUACCAAAGUUAAACUGAAAGCAAUUAGUGGCACAAAGCCUGAGAUUGAAUUGAUCAAGCUUCUGUUGGCCAAGUCUCCGUUGUUGGAGACAAUGAUUAUUGAGACUUGCACAUUAUCUAAGCAAACAUUGAUCGAUAUAAUGAAACAGGUUACGAAAUUCGGAAGGUCAUCACCUCGAGCAGAAGUCAUCUUUUAAGAUGGAAAUGUUAAUCUGAAUCUGACGUGGAUGCUGAUUUGUCAUCCACAUCAAGCAAGUGAGCAUCACACGAAUCCGAAGGGGUUUAAAAGUCUUAUUUUGAUCAAGUUGAGGUGUCUGGAAGAAACUUUGUGGAGUAUAGGGACCGGGAGGACAAUCCGGAACAAGUACAAGUGUCUCCCAGACCAUUCUGCCUUAUGGAAAGUCAAAUAUAAAUUUACUAAUGAACAAUGUGUUGAUGCAGUGACUGAUGACUGUCUUUUUGGAGUAUGCCUCUGUAGCUUUAGUUAACUAUUAUGGGAAGUCAAAUGUAAACAAACUUAUAGGCUAUAAAAUGCCUUUUGGGUCAAAUGCUUAUGUAACCUUAAAGGCCCCGCCCUGUUUGCCACCCUCACUUAUAGUGCACAAACAUGCUGACUAUAUAUGACUCGUGCAAAACUUAGUUGAACCCUGAUGGGUAAAUGCUUAUGUAAAAUUAACUUGUCAGUGAGUAGAUGCUCUUUUAAAUAGCUAAGAUGGACAGAAGCAGAGGUCUCUUUGAGUAAUUACUUAAAUAAUAUAGUUACACAUGCCAUAAUCUAUGAAUUCCUCAGUAUUUUCAUCACAUGUCAAGUACCUCAAGCCAAAUCAUCUUGAAACAAGAGUUUUAGCAAGUGUAAUGACAAGCAGUACUCAAACAGCUAGAUAAGAGAUGUAAGAGACCCGAGAUGUCUGAGUGGCCCUUGCAUUGCAUAUAAAGUAAAGAUGAUUCCUAGCUCAAUAAUAAUGCAUGGUGGAUUCAGAAUUGAAAGCGACUAAUAAGAGAUGUAAGAGACCCUAGGCUCCGGCAAACUCAUACACCAUUGCGGAAUAUGUAGUGAUAUAUCCACUUCAUUUCAUAAAGUUUAUUUCUUCUUUUUUUCCUUCAGUGAACAGAAGUAAACUUUAUUAAUUGUUCCAGGAACUAGACAUAUUAUUAUUUUGUGUUAUAGAUAAGCACAACAUUUUCUUCCAACAUACUUAACGCUUUUCAUCGAAGUUCAUCUCUUAAACGCAGAUCACAGCAUUAUUAACCUUUGUUUACAAGCUUUCACACAAUGCACAUGAAUUGUUGAAUUUAAGCUUGUAUCAGUUUUUUACACACUAU
This is a messenger RNA of Nicotiana tabacum (common tobacco), 2515 nucleotides long. Its product is annotated as F-box/FBD/LRR-repeat protein At1g13570-like. Lineage: Eukaryota; Viridiplantae; Streptophyta; Magnoliopsida; Solanales; Solanaceae. The record is from RefSeq and is a predicted model, not a curated record.